GACAGGCUCUGAGAAUCACUGUUCUGCCAUGAGAGAAAACUGAACAAAAUUACAACUUGCACCGAGAAGAAAGAGACUGUCUUUACUCAACUACAGGAAGGAAUACUGUUAUCAACAGAGGGUUUAACUCACUGCUGACUGAAUCAGAAUAAGUUUUUUUUUUUUACUUAAAAGUGAAAGCAAAUGUAAGAGUAUGUGCCAAAAUGGCAUCCAGCUCAUCUCUCCCAGAGGAGGGUCUCUCCUGUCCUGUGUGCUGUGACAUCUUUACAGACCCUGUCGUCCUGACGUGUAGCCACAGCUUCUGUAAAGCCUGCCUGCAGGAAUACUGGAAGGAGAAUAAGGAAAAGAAUUGUCCAGUUUGCAGAAGAAAAUCUUCAAGGGAUUUACUUCCUUCUAACCUGGCUUUGAAGAACCUGUGCGAGUCCUUCUUACAGGAGAGACGUCAGAGAGCUUCAUCAGGGACUGAGGUGCUCUGCAGUCUGCACAGUGAGAAACUCAAGCUCUACUGUCUGGAUGAUAAACAGCCAGUGUGUUUGGUGUGUCGAGACUCAGAACUACACCUUAACCACAAAUUCAGACCCACAGAUGAAGCUGCACGAAAUCAUAAGGAGAAACUCCAGCCUGCUCUGAAAUCCUUACGGAAGAAGCUGGAAGUCUUUAAUAAGGUUAAACAUACCUGUGAUCAAACAGCAGAACACUUUAAGAUUCAGACCCAGCACACAGAGAGGCGGAUUAAGGAGGAGUUUCAGAACCUUCACCAGUUUCUACAAGAGGAAGAGGAGGCCAGGAUUGCUGCACUGAGGAAGGAGGAGAAGCAGAAGAGUCAGGUGAUGAAGGAGAAGAUUGAGGGGCUGAACAGAGAGAUAUCAACACUUUCACACACAAUCAGAGCCAUAGAGGAGGAGCUGAGAGCUGAAGACAUCUUAUUCCUGCAGAACUACAAAGACACAGUGACAAGAGCCCAGUCCACUCUGCCGGAUCCACAGCUGGUCUCAGGAGCACUGAUAGACGUGGCCAAACACCUGGGCAACCUGACCUUCAGAGUCUGGGAGAAGAUGCAGGACAUUGUCACAUACACUCCUGUGACUCUGGACCUCAACACUGCCCACCCAGCCCUCAUCCUGUCUGAGGAUCUGACCAGUGUGAAAGUCAGUCUGGAGAGACAGCAGAUUCCUGACAACCCAGAGAGGUUUGACAGAUAUAGAUGGGUCCUGGUCUCUGAGGGCUUCAACUCAGGGACACACAGCUGGGAUGUUGAGGUGGGAGACAGUACAGACUGGUACUUGGGCGUGGUAGCCGAGUCUGUCCAGAGGAAGGGAGACAAACUGGGUGGAUACUGGGGAAUUUGGUUCUACAACAGUGAAUACACAGCAGCAUCCUCAUCAGGACCAGUCACUGUUCUCACAGGGAGACAGAAACCCCAGAGGAUCAGAGUGAAGCUGGACUGGGACGGAGGAAAGCUGGCAUUCUCUGACCCUGAUAGGAAGACACACCUGCACACAUUCACGGACACCUUUCCUGAGAGAGUUUUUCCAUGCAUUGGUACUGGCUGCCCUCUCCACCCUCUGAUGAUCUCACAAGUGAAGGCCUCUGUAGCCGUCGAACAGCAGAGUCAUCAAAGAUGGCACCACCUCUAUCUGGAACAGUAGAACAGCAUGUGUUUACAACCUUCCUGUCAUGAAGAUUACCAACCUAUAACAUGAGCAUCAAGGUAUAAAGAACAAAGAUCAAUAUGAGUGAGGGAAUUAUAGGUAGGGUGUUCUUAAUGAUUUACAGGGUCUGAAUUCAGAAGUAAUUUAGUUAUGUGGUAAAAAUCUAAUAUCUAUGGAAGCCCAUUUCCGCCAGUAAAAAAAAAAAAGUUGACAAAUUAAGUCAUAAUUAUGAGAUACUAAGUCGAAAUUAUGAGAUACGUAAGUCAUAAUUAUGAGAUACUAAGUCAUAAUUAUGAGAUACGUAAGUCAUAAUUAUGAGAUACAGUGCGUGUCCACUACAGCAGAGCGGGCGGCGCGGAGCGUCGGCUUCCAAUUCAUUUUCAAUGAAGCCUGGCGUUGCUGUUCAGAACAAAGUCCCGAAAUGUAACGAGCCUGAAUUUAAAGAUUACAUUAAAAUAAUAAUGAAUGGUGCAGGGUUGCCGAUGUUGUCAGUGUCCCUGGUGUGUUUUUAUACUCAAUUUAAAUUAAUUCUCGUCACAUUACGUGACUGUUCUGUGCCACUGCUACUAGCUCGCUAGCCCAGCAGACAUACAACUGGUUGAGUGACCGGUGGCGUAACAUGUCUACUGUAAUCUUGCACUAGUAAAAUAUUGUGUAUUUUUACACAAAUGUUGUGUAAAAGUGGUAUUUUGAUCGAUAUUGUGAGUACAUGAACCCAAGUCUGCACGCUUGGCUUUGACUACAACAAUAGUGACCUUAGAGAACUAGUACAACUCUGUAUUAACCUGUCGGACACGCCUCCGAGCGUGAACUGUGGGAAGGCAAGCAGUGCAAAAAAACGCUGUAGUUAGUAUCUCAUAAUUAUGACUUAGUAACUCAUAAUGACUUACGUAUCUCAUAAUUUCGAUUUAGUAUCUCAUAAUUAUGACUUAGUAUCUCAUAAUUAUGACUUACGUAUCUCAUAAUUAUGAUUUACGUAUCUCAUAAUUUCGACUUAGUAUCUCAUAAUUAUGACUUAAUUUGUCAUCUUUUUUAUUUUUUUACUGGCGGAAAUGGACUUCCAUAAAUAUCUGUAUGUAUACAGUAGCCUACAUUUACACAAUUCCAAUAGCAUUGUAUUUUGUUCUAGCCUACUCAUAUUUUCCGAAUCAAAUGCUUAGUCAACUUACUAUAUUAUUCUAUUUGUUUACAUUUGAACAUGAAUCCUAACUGCUGUUGUUUCUUAGUGUUCUAAUAAAAUAUGAUGA
Messenger RNA from Osmerus eperlanus (European smelt), 2899 nucleotides. Its product is annotated as E3 ubiquitin-protein ligase TRIM39-like. Gene Ontology annotation, cellular component: cytoplasm. The transcript is spliced from 6 exons. Bases 204 to 1649 code for a protein of 481 amino acids. The record is from RefSeq and is a predicted model, not a curated record. Gene Ontology annotation, biological process: protein ubiquitination. Gene Ontology annotation, molecular function: protein binding; ubiquitin protein ligase activity; zinc ion binding. Lineage: Eukaryota; Metazoa; Chordata; Actinopteri; Osmeriformes; Osmeridae.